CCGAAUGGCUGGAGCCGAGGAAACGCUCGUUCUCGGCCGACGUGUACAAAACGCUGCAGGACUCGAGGAUCGAGGAGUUGAACCUGCAUCUGAUGUUGGAACUGUUGAAGCACAUCUGCAAAGGGGACCGUGGCGCCGUGCUGAUAUUCCUGCCGGGCAUCGGCGAGAUAUCCCAUUUGCUCAGGCUGAUGGACGAGAGCAACUGCUUCCCGAGCUCCCGCUACGAGGUAUAUCCGUUGCACUCCAAGCUGCCGUCGCUGGAGCAGCACAGGAUCUUCGAGAAGCCGCCUGGGGACGUCCGCAAGAUAAUUGUGGCGACGAACAUAGCCGAGACCUCCAUCACGAUCGACGAUAUCGUUUACGUGAUCGACUGCGGCAAGCUCAAGGUGACCGGGUUCAACGUCGACGAGAAAAUCCUCACUCUGAACACCGAGUGGAUCUCGCAGGCCAACUUGCGCCAAAGGCGAGGCCGCGCCGGCCGUUGUCAGGCCG
This is a messenger RNA of Iphiclides podalirius (scarce swallowtail), 492 nucleotides long. The record is from the annotation of a GenBank genome assembly. Lineage: Eukaryota; Metazoa; Arthropoda; Insecta; Lepidoptera; Papilionidae.